GUGGCGGGAGUUUGGCGUUAACGCUGAACUCUAGUAGUAGAGAACUCUGUAGAGUGGUGAGUGGUCCAGAGAACAUUUUUCUGCCUUAUUGGUGGUGAGGUGUGGAGCGAAAGGGCUAGCAGUAGGGUCAGAUCCCCUGACAUCUGACACGAAGGAUUCCUGCCCCUCGAUCCCCGCUCUACUCCCGCACAUCUAUUGGCUGACUUCGAACUAAGAUGGCGGCUGUUGCCAUACCUGAUCCUGUGCGGAUUCUUCAAGAGGAGGCAAUGUGCACCAUCUGCCUUAAUUACUUCACAGACCCAGUGUCUAUUGGCUGUGGGCACAACUUUUGCCGAGUGUGCGUGACAGAGCUGUGGAGUGGAGAGGAUGAGGCGGACAAGGAUGAGUCAGAUCAGGAGGAGGACGAGGACGGAUCGGAGGAGGUGAAUGGAGAGGAUGAGGAGGAGGAGGAUAGUGAAGAGGAGGAGAGUGGAGAGGAGAAAGAUGGCGAGGAGGAGGAAGGAGAAACUGUGGGGGCCGGUGAGGGGUGGAACAGCCCCACACAGGAAGAGUACACUGAAGGAGACAGGGAGGAGGAGGCGGGGAAAGAGCAUGAAUUCUGGAGUAUUAGCAGUGGUGGCUCCCACUCGGGCUAUGGGUGCGAAGAGGAGGAGGGUGAGAAGGAAAACCCAUCCUACUAUAUGGCGGACACAGAAGGGAACCUGAGGGGAGAAGAUGAAAAUGAGGAGGAAGUACUUGAGGAAGACAAGGAAGGGGAGCUAGACUCUGAUAGUCCAAUGCCCCCACCUCCAGCCCCUAAAAGGUACUUCACCUGUCCCCAGUGCCAAAAGAGCUUUUCUCGGCGGAACUUCCGCCCCAACCUACAGCUGGCCAACAUGGUCCAGGUGAUUCGGCAGAUGCACCCAAUGCCUGGCAUACAGAUUGCUGUGAAUAAGCAAGGCAUCUGUCCCAAACACAAACAAGCCCUAAAGCUCUUCUGUCAGGUAGAUGAAGAGCCCAUCUGUGUGGUGUGCCAAGAAUCUGGGACCCACAAGUAUCACAACUUGGUGCCAUUGGAUGAGGCAGUGCAAGAGUACAAAGCUAAGCUACAGAGUCAAUUGCAGCCGCUAAGAAAGUGCCUGGAGGAUGUACAGAAUAGGAAGGCCAGAGAGGAGACGCGCUUGAUAGAACUAAAGAACCGGAUGAAGUCCGAGCUGACAUCCGUGGCCUUAGCAUUUGGGCAGUUGACAAAGUUUCUGACGGAAGAGCAAGCAUACGCGGAGCAGUGUCUCCGACACAGGCACGGAGCCCAAUUGGGGCAUGUGGGAGCAGUGGCCAGCAACCUGUCAGAGCAGGCCACCCAGCUAAGGCACUUGCUGGCCCAGGUCCAAGAGCAGAGCCAGGAAGGGGGCCUACAGCUGCUCAAGGACAUCAAAGAGACUUUAGAUAAGUGUGAAGGGGUACAGCUGAAGCCCCUAGCCCCCAGCUGCACCUUCUUGUGCCAACCCCAGAGUCAUGAAUACCUGAAAGAUUCCAUCGUGAGGAAAAUGGGGCAGGUAUUCUGCCAAGUUGAGAAAGCGGACGUGACUCUGGAUCCUGACACUGCUCACUCAAACCUGAUGCUGUCUGCUGACUGUCGGGGGGUCCACCUGGCAGAGCAGCGACAGGACCUUGCUUACACUCCCAAACGCUUCUUGAACAACUACUGUGUCCUGGGGGCCCAAGGAUUCUGCUCCGGCCGGCACUACUGGGAGAUAGAGGUACGUGGACCAGGGGGCUGGGCAUUAGGCGUUGCCUGUGAAUCCAUCAUUCAGAAGGAAAAGUUGGAUUCGGAGGGAUCCCAUGUGGAUAGCUGCAAUUCCAGCUCUGUGGACCAUCAUCUUAACAGCCAGCCGCAGCUGCUCCAGAAGCUGAACUACCAGGGGGGAGUAUGGUGUGUUGCAACCCAUUCCAUUUCAGAGCAGACAUCUUCGAGUUCAACUGAUAAAGCGGGGCGUUUGGGCAUCUACCUGGACUAUGAGGCUGGGCGCCUGGACUUCUACAAUAUGGACAAACUAACCCAUUUGCACACCUUCUCAUCUGCUUUCUUGGGUGAGCGUAUCUUUCCUUUCUUUCAGUUGUUCUACAAGGGCACCUACCUCAGACUAUGCCCUUGAUCAGCCUACCACCUGCAGGGGCCCCUCUGGUCAUCACUCAGGGGUUAAGAGAUAGUGGAGGAUAAUCCAUAAAAAUUAGGGCACUCAAAAACUCCUCCCACUACUUGUUACUAAUUGCGGCUACUAAUUGUUACUAAUUGUUCCUGGCUCCCCCUUUGUAGUAGUCCCCUACUUCUCCCUAGAGGGAGACCAUCAUCUUGAUAAGCUUUCACCUGCUGUUGCUUCCCAACAUACCUGAAUGGAUCCCUGAUAAUGAGAGUAGCUGUCUGGUCUUCCUUCCUUGUCUGCCUAACCCAGUCCAACCCUGGGGUCUGCAUUUGAGUAGGGAAUGAGUGGAGACUGUAAUUUUAUCCUUUAGCUCUCUUUUCCCCACCCAUACUCUACAAGUUUUUUGUGGCUGGAGGGUUUGGACAAGGCACAAAGAUCACCACUGCAGUUGGAUUUUUUAGUACAGAUUUUAGCUAAAGGAUCUCACAGCUGUUUGGAGGGGAGUAGGCUGGGCAAAAGUUAGAACUGGGUAAAGAAACAUCUACUCUCCUGGGGAGUAGGAGGUAUGCUAAGCUUUCCUUCUGUCCUCAGUUUCUACCUCCAUAGAUGAAAUAGUUGACAAGAUGGAAGCUAACGUACUGUUACAUGACCUAGUAAAAUAUUUUCUUCCCCCUUUUUCCAGCACUCAGUCCACAAGCAAAGCUCAUCUCACUCUACCAGACCUCUAGGUCAUUUUACUGCCACUUUCCUUUCCCCUUUGUUCAAUGCAGUUACUUUUGUCAGUUUCCAGACUCUCUGGGAGCCUUUUAGUCCCCCCUCACACACUGGCAUGCCCUGACAGGCUGCCUGGGGAUAGGGACAGGGAGUUUGGAUUGCCAGGAGGAGAGCUUUGUAUAUAAUCUUUUUUCUAGUGACCUCUUGUUGUUUGUCACUUACAAGUUCUUAUUCUCUGUUUGAUUCCAAGGUCAAUUCAUUUUCUUGGGAAACAGGAAAAUGGGUUGUGUUAUAGAUAUAAGAUUUUUAUUCUAAAAAAAAAACAUAAAAACAAAACAAAAUACAAAACAAUUUAAAAAAGGGUUCAUGUUGCAAAUAUUCAGUCAAGUAUAGUCCUGUCAUUGAAACUGUCUUUAUAUUGUUAAUUCUCAGAGAGUACCAUUUGUUAGAAUAAUUUUUAACUUUGUGCAUUGAUAGACUUCUACAUUUCUUUAGCCAUUUCCUUA
Molecule: messenger RNA, 3343 nt
Organism: Oryctolagus cuniculus (rabbit)
Lineage: Eukaryota; Metazoa; Chordata; Mammalia; Lagomorpha; Leporidae
Source: RefSeq, a predicted model, not a curated record